CGCAUGCGCACCAUGUAAACGUUCUUUCUUGGACUCCCCUUACCAUGUGUUGUGGGGGCUUAUGAGAAGUCUAAAUUGUUGAAUCGUACUGUGCGGUUUUCCUCAUCAUGGGAGGGCAGGGUAAGAGUAAAAAGAAAACCAAAUCUAGGAGGAAAGACAACCGCCCAAACAACGAUGCCGGCCUAGUGGGCUUGACACCUCAGGAGAGAAUGCAAGUGCGAAUGCACGAAAAGGCGAAGAAGAAAACAGCUGCCAAGUACUCUGUUGAGCAACUACUAGAAAAGACUGAAGAAUGCAUGGACAGUUUUGACUUUGAGAUGGCUGGACUCUACUGUCAACGUGCCGUGGACGUGGAGUCCACCAACCUGCAAGCUCUUGACAUGCUAGGACACAUCUCCUCUGAGCUUGGCGACACAAAGAAAGCUAAAGAAGUUUUUCUGCGUGCUGUGGAGCUGAGCCCGGAUGUUGGCCACAGUAAGUACAUGUACCUGGGACAGCUCCACGCAGGCCAGGAAGCUGUUGACUACUACACCAAAGGAAUACAAGUCAUGUUGUCUGCGUUGGACAAACAAGCACAGACCACUGCCCAGGCCAGAGGUGCAACACCUGUAGAUGAGGAUCCUGAACUCCCAACGGUGAAGGAUGUUAGCAUGGCCUACUGUUCCAUUGCUGAGCUUUACCUAACAGAUCUCUGCAUGGAGGAGGGAGCUGCUAACAAGUGCAGUGAGUUCAUCGAGAGAGCAUUGCAAUAUGACCCCGGCAACCCAGAAGCCCUCCAGCUCAAGGCCAGCUACUUGUUCAGUACAGAGAAAAAUCAGGAAGGCAAAGAGUACUUGUUGAAGAGUGUCAGGCUGUGGCUGCCUGCCCAGAAACAGACUGAAGCGUCCUCCAGCCUAGAAGAUGAGGUGCAGAACCAGAUCCCACUGUAUGAGUCCCGCAUCACCACCUCCAAGCUUCUCAUCGAGGGCGAGGAGUACGAGUUGGCAGUGGAAGUACUUGAAGGGCUUCUGGAAGAGGACGAUGAGGUUGUUCAGGUGUGGUAUCUCUCCGGUUGGGUUUGCUACCUGCAGUUAGAGAGAGCCAAAGAGCAGCAGGAAAGCGAGGGGGGAACACUCACAGAGGUGGAGCAAGAGGAGCGGUCAGCGCUCAAGGAGGCGGCCCGAUUGCAUUUGACAAAUGCUAAGAAGCUGCACAGCAAGCUACGCUGUGAUGACCAACCGAUGUUGGAGCAUGUGGAGCAGCUGCUGGGCGAGCUCGGAGGAGAAUUGGAGGGCGAGGAUUCUGAAGUGGGGGUUGAUGACGACUAUGAACCUGUUAGUGAUGAGGAGGAGACAAAAGAGGAUACACCUAUGGAACACUGACAAGAGCCCUUGUUUUGUAUCUCUCUAUAAUGUCACAUUUGUCUUUUCAAUUCAAUAAGUGCCUUUCCAUUGGUCAAACAUCACACUUGUUGAUCGGAGAACCGAAUUCAAAUACCGGUAGAUUAAAAUCUGUGGCUGACUCAGUCAAUUUAGCAGUA
Molecule: messenger RNA, 1519 nt
Organism: Hippocampus zosterae (dwarf seahorse)
Lineage: Eukaryota; Metazoa; Chordata; Actinopteri; Syngnathiformes; Syngnathidae
Exons: 11
Coding region: 108-1361 (417 amino acids)
Biological process (GO): cell division
Molecular function (GO): protein binding
Source: RefSeq, a predicted model, not a curated record